AUGGGCUGCACCUGUAAACUGUACUCGCUCAGACCAAGGGAGUACAGCUUGUUUGCACCGAAUCAGCCGUCAGGAAGGCGCCAGCUGAUCCAGCAGCAGGCUCCGCCCUCCUACGGUCAGCUGAUCGCUCAAGCGGCAUCAUCCUCCCCCGGUGGAGGACUGUCCCACAGGAAAACCCCAACGAGUGUGCUGGCCUACGCUGUCCACUGUCAGACGGACGCUGAUGGACGUCCUGUGGCCGGGGUGGUGGUCCUCUGCAGGGACCGGCUGACCGGAGCCACAUACAGCCACCAGGCUACGGUACAGACUGUGAUCCACGAGCUGCUCCAUGCACUUGGUUUUUCUAAAGAUCUCUUCCACACCUGGACCGACUGUUCCUCCAAAUCUCAAGGGAGUGCUGUCUGCUCUCCUCGAGGCAAAGUGACUCACUCUGAUGCUUCGGGUCAGAUGAGGAUCUACACCCCCUCCGUCAUCUCCGCCCUGCAGAGGCUCCUGGGGUCCGCUGACCCUGAGCUGGGGGGGCCGCUCGAGAACCUGGAUCUUCCUCUGGGGAGGACGUCCUCUCACUGGGAGGCCCGGGUCCUGCAGGGCUCCAUCAUGGCGGCGGUGCUGGAGGACCCCCCCACGGUCCGGAUCGACCCGGUCACCCUGGCUGCUCUACAGGAUACAGGCUGGUACACCGUGAACAUGAGCCGGGCACAGAGUCUGGUGUGGGGAGAGGGCGAAGGAGCCAUGUUUGGUUCCCUGUCAACCUGUCACAACAAGUCCUCGUCCUUUUUCUGCACUGGAAGUGGAUCUGGGUGUCAUUAUCUUCACCUCCACAAGGGGGAGUGUCAGACUGAUCGAUACCUGGAGGGCUGUCGAGUGUACAAACCCCUCAAGAAUGGAAGUGAAUGUUGGAAAGAGGGAAAUGGCGGAGAAGAGGACUGGAGCGGGGAGAUGUUUGGUUUUCACAGCCGCUGCUUCUUCUCAAACCUGACCAGACAGAACCAGAGUGAGGUUCCUUUGUCCGGCAGCUCUGAGGAGGGUCGGUGUUACAAACACAGGUGUAGAGGACCCAACAGAUACCAAGUCCAGGUGUCUGGCUCUGAAUGGGAGGACUGUCCAGCAGGGGACACCGUUAAGAUAAAAGGAUAUCUGGGUUCGGUCCACUGUCCUGACGGGAGGUUAUGUCGGUACGAUGACAUCACUCCUCCCUCUAAUGAUGUCACUACAUUUCCUGCUUCUGCCACAAGUGACCCGUAUGAGGCUGUCCCGUCAGCGCAGGACUGGAGCUGGCCCCCCCUCAGACCCGCCGCGGAGCUGACUGCAGCCUCAGCGCUCUGCCUCACGGCGGCUGUGUGUGUCCUCUCUGCAGCCGUGGUGUGUUACAGGAAGUGUUGCUCCUGCAGGGUCCGGAUCCACGCUGCCUCGGAGCAUCACACUGAUCUGUAGCUAACACAGACUCCAAAAACUAUGAAAAAUCAGUGUUUGAUUGGCUUGUUUUUCCUCAGGAUAAAUCCUUUAUUUUUAUGAGAAAGAGAAAUAAUGGAUUCCAACAAAAAGUACAUUUUUUAUUAUUUUUGUAUUUAUAGAAUACAGCAAAGUCAUGAAAAGGUGAAUGUUUACCAGCUGGUUUACUAUUCCAUGAAUAAUGAUAAAAUGUAACAAAAAAAAUAACAUAAUAAAAGGAUAUGGCCAAACAAACUACAAACAUCAGAUGUAUUACUGACGGAAUCAUUAAAGAAAGAUGCAAUGAGUCACAGAGAAAUUAUCUUUUACUCUAGUUGACUGUAUUAUACUUUUUUAAUAUUAUAAACCAAAUGAAGUCGAAGUAAUAACAGUACUAUGUAAAGCUACACCAUGAGCCCAGAACGUUUCAUAAAUCAUCCAUAAGACAUCUUUUAAAAGUA
Molecule: messenger RNA, 1892 nt
Organism: Notothenia coriiceps (black rockcod)
Lineage: Eukaryota; Metazoa; Chordata; Actinopteri; Perciformes; Nototheniidae
Gene: cirop
Product: ciliated left-right organizer metallopeptidase
Exons: 12
Coding region: 1-1434 (477 amino acids)
Biological process (GO): cell adhesion; proteolysis
Cellular component (GO): membrane; cytoplasm
Molecular function (GO): metalloendopeptidase activity
Source: RefSeq, a predicted model, not a curated record